Messenger RNA from Penaeus chinensis, 4854 nucleotides. RefSeq names its product splicing factor 3B subunit 3-like (gene Sf3b3). The record is from RefSeq and is a predicted model, not a curated record. NCBI's taxonomy places the organism in Eukaryota, Metazoa, Arthropoda, Malacostraca, Decapoda, Penaeidae. Gene Ontology annotation, cellular component: nucleus; U2 snRNP. Gene Ontology annotation, biological process: mRNA splicing, via spliceosome. Gene Ontology annotation, molecular function: protein binding; U2 snRNA binding.
CGUCUCUAGACGUCAUAACAAACCGCUCGAAAUGUGGCUGUAGGCCGCGGUGGCACGCCAAAGCACUAAGAGGCGGUGAUUCGGCUUGAUGUACUGAACUCCCACGUGUUGCCAUUGAACGCCAUAGCGUAGAUUUUGUUUUUAGUUUUCUUCACCCGUCACAGUUUCCUUUAAGCUUUUCCUAGGCCAGGACCUUUAAACUUCUGUGGUCAGUGACAUUGGAGUGAAAAAGGCCUUUAUAGGGGUAAGGCUUGAAGCCUUUUAAAUUGACAAGAUUGUACAGCUUUCACAUCUGGAUUUACAAGAUGUAUUUGUACAACCUGACUCUACAACGUGCAUCAGGCAUCACCCAUGCCGUGCAUGGUAAUUUUUCUGGGACACGCACACAGGAACUAGUGGUGUCUCGAGGAAGAUCAUUGGAACUUUUAAGACCUGAUCCAAAUACUGGGAAGGUGCACACCAUUUUGACAACAGACAUAUUUGGCGUUAUUCGUUCAUUGAUGGCAUUCAGAUUGACUGGUGGAAAUAAAGAUUAUGUUGUGGUGGGAUCUGACUCUGGCAGAAUCACCAUUCUAGAAUAUAGUCAGGCUAAAAACCAGUUUGAGCGCAUCCACAUGGAGACAUUUGGUAAAAGUGGUUGCCGACGCAUUGUACCUGGCCAGUAUCUUGCCAUUGAUCCAAAGGGCAGGGCAGUAAUGAUUGGUGCUGUUGAAAAGCAGAAAUUGGUGUACAUUCUCAACCGUGAUGCAGCAGCAAGGCUGACAAUUUCCUCUCCAUUGGAAGCACACAAAAGCAACACACUUGUAUAUCACAUGGUGGGAGUGGAUGUUGGUUUUGAAAAUCCACUCUUUGCCUGUCUGGAGAUUGAUUAUGAGGAAGCAGACACUGACCCUACAGGAGAGGCCGUACACAGAACUCAGCAAACUCUAACAUUUUAUGAACUGGAUCUAGGACUCAACCAUGUUGUUAGGAAGUACCAUGAGCCCCUUGAAGAACAUGCAAACUUCCUCAUAUCAGUACCAGGUGGUAAUGAUGGACCUUCUGGUGUCUUAGUUUGUUCAGAAAACUACUUAACCUACAAGAAUCUGGGAGAUCAACCUGACAUCAGAUGUCCUAUUCCCAGGAGAAGAAAUGAUCUUGAUGAUCCAGAGCGAGGAAUGAUCUUCAUUUGCGCAGCCACUCAUAAGACUCGCUCGAUGUUCUUCUUCUUGGCUCAGACAGAGCAAGGAGACAUCUUCAAGAUAACAUUGGAAACAGAUGAAGAUGUUGUGACAGAGAUCAAGUUGAAGUACUUUGACACAGUACCACCUGCAACGGCAAUGUGCGUCCUCAAGACUGGGUUUCUCUUUGUUGCCUCAGAAUUUGGAAAUCAUUAUCUGUACCAGAUUGCUCAUUUGGGUGAUGAUGAUGAUGAACCAGAGUUCAGUUCAGCUAUGCCACUUGAAGAAGGAGAUACAUUCUUCUAUGCACCACGACAGUUGCAAAAUCUUGUGCUCGUUGAUGAACUUGACUCACUUUCUCCUAUUAUGGCUUGUCAGAUUGCUGAUUUAGCAAAUGAAGAUACGCCACAGCUGUAUACUGUGUGUGGCAGGGGCCCAAGGUCAUCUCUUCGUGUACUUCGUCAUGGUCUGGAAGUGAGUGAAAUGGCUGUGUCAGAGUUGCCUGGUAACCCCACAGCUGUAUGGACUGUCAGGAAGCGAACUGAAGAUCUUUAUGAUUCAUACAUCAUUGUAUCUUUCGUAAAUGCCACUCUUGUGCUGAGCAUUGGUGAGACUGUAGAGGAAGUGACAGAUUCAGGUUUCCUUGGUACAACUCCUACAUUGGCUUGUUCCCAGCUUGGAGAUGAUGCACUUGUACAGAUUUAUCCAGAUGGCAUCCGUCACAUCAGAGCUGACCGUCGUGUGAAUGAGUGGAAAGCCCCUGGAAAGAAGACUAUUGUGCGAUGUGCUGUCAACCAGAGACAAGUAGUGAUUGCUCUCACUGGGGGAGAAAUUGUUUACUUUGAAAUGGAUCCAACAGGCCAGCUGAAUGAAUACACAGAGAGGAAGGAGAUGAAGAGUGAUGUCAUCUGCAUGGGCCUUGGGCGUGUGCCUGCUGGGGAGCAACGAUCCAGGUUCUUGGCUGUGGGGCUCUCAGACAAUACUGUCAGAAUCAUAUCCUUGGAUCCCAAUGAUUGCCUAACAGUGCGAGGCAUGCAAGCUUUGCCAGCUUUACCAGAAUCUCUCAGUGUCAUCGAGAUGGGUGGACAGGAAGGGUCAGAGAGUGAAUCUCGUACUUUGGGUGCACUUUAUCUGAACAUUGGUUUACAGAAUGGUGUGCUGUUAAGAACUGUAUUAGAUUCAGUCACUGGUGAUAUGUCUGAUACACGUACACGAUACUUGGGUUCCAGACCUGUCAAGCUUUUCAGGAUUAUUAUGCAAGGAAGUGAAGCUGUUCUUGCAAUGUCUUCUCGUUCCUGGCUGUCCUAUUAUUAUCAGAAUAGAUUUCAUUUGACACCACUAUCAUAUGAAAGUCUGGAGUAUGCUGCAGGGUUCUCCUCAGAGCAGUGCCCUGAAGGUAUUGUAGCUAUUUCCACCAACACACUACGGAUUUUGGCUCUGGAAAAACUUGGAGCUGUGUUUAACCAGGUAUCCCAUCCACUUGAGUACACUCCACGCAAGUUUGUCAUCCAUCAAGAGAGUGGUCAUUUAGUGGUUAUUGAGACUGAUCAUAAUGCUUACACAGAUGAUACCAAAAGACAGCGAAAGCUUCAGAUGGCAGAGGAAUUGAAAGAAGCAGCUGGGGAAGAAGAAGCAGAAGUGGCUGAACGCAUGGCAGAAGCACUUCUUUCAGAGGACUUGCCAGAUGCAGUAUUUGGUGCACCAAAAGCUGGACCAGGGAUGUGGGCAUCUCUCAUUCGGAUUAUAGAGCCUAUCCAAGGAAACACCCUUUUUACAAUGAGAUUGGAUCAGAAUGAAGCAGCUUUCAGUAUUGCCCUGGUAAAGUUUGCAAAUCAGAAUGAUAUGGAUCAGCAGUUCCUGCUGGUUGGAACAGUGAAGGACUACCAGUUAAGCCCACGUCAAGUUGACUGUGGAUAUAUCUACACUUACAGAAUUGUUGGUGAUUGUACUAGUCUAGAGCUAGUUCAUCGAACAGAAGUUGAAGACAUUCCAACAGCUUUAUGCCCAUACAAUGGCAGAGUAUUAGUAGGAGUUGGAAGAUUGCUUAGAAUAUAUGACUUGGGGAAGAAGAAACUGCUUAGAAAGUGUGAAAAUAAGCAUGUUCCAAACCUAAUUGUGGAUAUCAAAGCACGAGGACAGCGAGUUUUUGUGAGUGAUGUUCAGGAAAGCUUGUUUGUGCUUAGAUACAAAAGACAUGAAAAUCAGCUAAUCAUAUUUGUGGAUGACACAAACCAGCGAUGGGUGACCACAUCUUGCCUCCUUGAUUAUGAUACAGCAGCUGUAGCAGACAAGUUUGGCAACAUUGCAGUGAAAGCCACAUUAAUUCCUGGAGGCAGCGAGUCUCUUGUAUACACUACCCUGAGUGGCACUGUUGGAGUUCUGGUACCAUUUACAUCAAGAGAAGACCAUGAGCUUUUCCAAAACUUGGAGAUGCACAUGCGGUCAGAGCAUCCACCACUCUGUGGAAGAGACCACCUCUCCUUCAGGUCUUACUUUUUCCCUGUAAAGAAUGUUAUUGAUGGAGAUUUGUGUGAGCAGUUUAACAUGGUAGAUCCAGGAAAACAGCGCAGUAUUUCUGAAGACUUGGAUAAGACUCCUAAUGAACUUUCAAAGAGAUUAGAAGACAUUAGAACUCGCUAUGCCUUCUAAGCAGUAUGUUUGUGCUGAUUAAUUUUUCACAGGAAUGAGAAUUUUUUAAUGAAAUAUCCCUAUGAUGACUGCUUGUAUCCAUGUUGUACCAACCCACAUGCUGUGUACUGCAUGCAGUCAGCUACUCAAGUAAAUAAAUAAAAUAUGGAAAGCAUACAUUUUCCCCAUUGUCUACAAUUUUGCAUAAAUGAUUGAUCUAUAAAAGAGGCUAGAAAUAUCAGUGAUAAUUAUCAUUAUGAAAUGGUUAUUUUAGUUAUUUUUCUUUGGAUGUGUAUACCUGUUAGAGUGAACUUACAAGCCAUUGAUUUAUCAUAUUACUUUUUUGCAUUUAGAUAAAAUAAUAGUCAGAUUUUUUACAUCCUUCAAUUGCAACUUUUCUUAACCUAAUGGCGACGGGUCACGGCUAUCGACGUCAUAACAAUACGCACGAUGUGAGGCGUGCGGCUGUCCGUAGCGGCGCCACGCCAAAACGCCCCGAGGCAAUGAUUCGGCUUGAUGUACCGAAUUUCACGCGCUCAGAGUCGGCGCGCUGCCGCCGUUCGCCAGAGCGUAGUUUUUUUUAAUUUUCGAUACCUGGGGCCAUUGGGUUAAAUUUCUUAAAAGUUAAAAUCACUAGAGAAAUGAUACUAUAAGUACAAUAAGGGUAAACUUGAGAAAUAUACAUACUUAUUUGUGGUUAUUCAUAAGCCAAAGGCCCUUUUAUGGGUAACUAUGACCUUCAGCUUCCAGAUUGGAUAGCUAGAGACAAGAUGUAUUGGAUUUUAAAACAUCCAUUAGCUGUCCAGCUCCUUGAAUGCUGCAAAAUGAAUAGUGUGUAUACGUACAUAUGUAUGUAGCUAUGGUUGUGCCCAAUAGGUGUGGCCAGGGGAAAAUAUGCAGCCAUUCACGUGAUGCUACUUUUUUUAAUAUGCACCUAAUCACUCAGUGUGCAAGAUUUUUUUUUAUAAAGUGAAGGAGGCACAUAAUAUUCUGAUUGGAAUUACCCAAUAGGUUUCUAGUUGUAAUAAAUGUGCUGACAUACAAGAUUUAAAAUAUGUGUUUUUUU